GAGAAGGCAAUUGUUUCUCCUAAACAACUUUAUUUCGUGAAAGACAUCCAUAAAUGUGGGGAGAUACUUCGUACAGACUAGAGGAUAUGCAUAGGCUUUUGUGGUAGUUGUGGCCAGCCAGAAGAAUCUUGUGGAGUACGAGAUGGGCUGAUUGAAGAGAAAGAGGCUGUUGAAUCAUUGGAUGGACUAAAUGAACCUUAGGUUCAUGAUCGUGAUGUUAUGUUGUCAGCUUUUGAAUGCGUAAUCUUAAUCAGUCUGUCUUCUAAGGUGACGCUGAGCGAUAACUAGGGUGACACUGGGAGAUUACUGGUGAAAAGCGCAUGGUGAAACGUGGAGGCUUGCUGUUGCAUUUAGGAAGUGUAUCCAGGUCAGAUUUAGUUCUUGAUACGUUUGUGAAUUUCAUUUUCCAAUUUAAACCCUUUAGAUUGCCUUUCCCCUCAAUCUUGUUCUUUCCGCUUGUGAAAGCCGCUUUGUGUGUAUUUCAUGCGAUUAAGUCUCUCGUCUCAUCUACUUCUAGGCUUCUGACUAUUAAGCUUUUUUUUUGUUGUUCUUGUGAAUCAUGAACGGAGAAGAGGAUUUUCGUCCUGAAAAUACCAAAGCAACCGAGAGAUUUUCAGAUGAAAUUUGUUUUUUGCUAUUGGACAGCGAUGCGACAUUUUUGGCGAAUAUGUCAGAGAUGAUGCGCGAAUGCGGAUAUAAAGUUGUGGCUACUACAAGGGCUGAUGAUGUGCCGCUUAUCAUCAAUAACAAAGAUGAAAAGAUUGAUCUUGUACUGGCAGAGUUCCGCUUGAUUGAGAUGAACAAGUACGAACUUCUUGAGAAAAUCAGGUUGACUUGUGAGAUUCCGGUUGUUGUUUUGGGUGCAUAUGUGAAAGAUGCCAUUGUGGAAUGUCUGCGCAGAGGUGCUGAAUUAUGUCUGAUGAAGCCUCUCAUGGAACGCGACUUAAAAAUUCUGUGGCAGCUUACAGCCAGGAAACAGUGGCACUUUCUUAGUCAAAUUGACAUCAACACACCUGAGAAAAAUUGUUCGAUCACCCACAGUCAAUCUCUUGGAGAUAAGCUCAAGAACAAUGAACCGAAAACAGAAGAUGAGAAUUUGAAGUCGGGAGACCAGAAGAAGCCAGAACUGGGAUAUCCAGAAAUGCAGAAUGAAUUCAGAGAAACAGAUGCUGAAUUCAGCCAAGGUAAAACCAGGAAGGAUAGAGAGGAUACAGACACUGGAGAACAGACAGAAAAGGAUUGGGGCGCUCAUUUAGGACAACUAAAGAAGCCAAAGCUCAUUUCUGCAGAAGAAGCCAACAAUGAAAGAAAAGAACCAACAGAGAUAAUGAAGAAUGGAGAAGGUAGUGAGAAAAAGGAGGAAUUAGAAAAGUCGUCCAGCCAACCUGUUACUGCUGCUUAUGAGAAAUAUGUAUUCAGCGAGCGAGAUUUUCAGCCUUUGGAAACUGUUGGGGAGCCUGUGGGACCUGAUGAAAUUCCAUUGAGUCCGCGUGAGUCCUCAAACAAUAAUGCUGCUGCUCAGCUACAAGUGCAGGCACAUGGACCGUUAGAUAAAGAACUGAUGCAGGAUGGAAUCAGCCUCUCUGACCUUGAAGAUGAUCUGCAGGAGGGACAGGACUCAAAUGAGGAGGUUUUCAAUGAGUCUUCAGAUGAGGAGGUUUUCAAUGAAUCUUAAACCUUGAAUUAUGAAGAUCUGCAUUGCUCUGCCUGUCUCCUGAAUAAUGAGUAUGAGAUGUUCGUUUGUGGUUUUUAGUAUGUGUUUCUCCCGUUGAAGUCAUUAUUUUGACUUGGACUUGUUUGUUUCAUCAGUUAUCGUCUUUUAUGUCUUUACAUUAACUUUGCUUCGUUGGUUUCUUGAAAAUUUCCAAUAAACUCACAUCUUUGCUAGGUGUUUAAACAUUGAUCGAGUA
Molecule: messenger RNA, 1910 nt
Organism: Capsella rubella
Lineage: Eukaryota; Viridiplantae; Streptophyta; Magnoliopsida; Brassicales; Brassicaceae
Product: putative two-component response regulator-like APRR8
Exons: 7
Coding region: 560-1675 (371 amino acids)
Biological process (GO): phosphorelay signal transduction system; cytokinin-activated signaling pathway
Source: RefSeq, a predicted model, not a curated record